Balaenoptera ricei (Rice's whale) is the source of this 1405-nucleotide messenger RNA. RefSeq names its product fragile histidine triad diadenosine triphosphatase (gene FHIT). The coding region runs from base 580 to 1095 and encodes 171 amino acids. The transcript is spliced from 12 exons. Gene Ontology annotation, biological process: negative regulation of proteasomal ubiquitin-dependent protein catabolic process; intrinsic apoptotic signaling pathway by p53 class mediator; diadenosine triphosphate catabolic process. The record is from RefSeq and is a predicted model, not a curated record. Gene Ontology annotation, cellular component: plasma membrane; cytoplasm; nucleus. Lineage: Eukaryota; Metazoa; Chordata; Mammalia; Artiodactyla; Balaenopteridae. Gene Ontology annotation, molecular function: bis(5'-adenosyl)-triphosphatase activity; ubiquitin protein ligase binding.
GUUUGGGAGUUGUAGUCCUUCCUCCGCUCCGUCCAGUGGAGGGACUUUUUGCCCUCUGCUCCCGGGCCCCUCAAGCAGCCACUCCCGUGGGCACACGCCCAGGAGCUGCUUCUGCCCCGUGCUCUCUCCCUCUGCCUUUCACUUCCCAGCUGCCAAGAUCUUGGAAGCUUUGAAGCUCAGCAAAGAAGGGAAAUCCAUUGAGAACAGUCUGUAAAGUUCUGGAGGCUGGGAACUCCAAGAUCAAGACGCUGGCAGAUUCAUUGUCUGGUUAAAAGAACUGGCAAUACUGGAAAUGGCAGUGCUCUGUGGCACCAAAGCCAGUGCCCUGCAGGGACCUACUCCAUAGUGACUUGGGAUUAGAUGAAGACACCAGGACACCAGGACCUCUGGCCAGGAGGUUUACUUAGCUCUCAAAUCUCUUUACUGCUGAGGUUAUACCCUUUUGCAUUCUCACUAGCAAUGCAAAAGAGGGACUGUUUCUCCACACCCUUGCCAACAGAGUAUAUUGUCAAGCUUUUGAACUUUUGCUAAUCUGGUAUCCCAGGACUGCCUGCUUGCCGAGACCCUCUGUAAAACUCCAUGCACCCUGCUGUUGAGCGCUCUGAGGAGGUAACAGUAUUCAGAGAGAAUUCAAACCGUGAGGAAAUGUCAUUCAGAUUCGGCCAACAUCUCAUCAAGCCCUCUGUGGUGUUUCUCAAAACAGAACUGUCCUUCGCCCUGGUGAACAGGAAACCUGUGGUACCUGGACAUGUCCUCGUGUGUCCCCUCCGGCCAGUGGAGCGCUUCCGAGACCUGCGUCCCAAUGAAGUGGCCGACCUGUUUCUGGCAGCACAGAGAGUCGGGACGGCGGUGGAGAAGCAUUUCCAGGGCACCUCUCUCACCUUUUCCGUGCAGGAUGGCCCCGAAGCCGGACAAACUGUGAAGCAUGUUCACAUCCACGUUCUCCCAAGGAAGGCUGGAGACUUUCACAGGAAUGACAGCAUCUAUGAUGAGCUCCAGAAACAUGACAAAGAGAAGGAGGACUCCCCAACCUUGUGGAGAUCGGAGGAGGAGAUGGCAGCCGAAGCUGCGGCGCUGCGGGGCUACUUUCAGUGACGCAGGCACCAAAGGAACUCAAACAAAUCCCAAGGCAUAAGGAAAUGGGCCUCGUGCUUUAGGACCCUGCGGCACUGAAAAUGAAGCUAAGCAGACUUUAUUACAUCCUACAAUUCGACAGCCUUUUGCAAAGCGUUUUAUUAUGCUUGUGGAAGCAGUCGGGGUUAUGUUUCAAUCACAGUGACUGACAGGCUGCCUUCAAAACGACGGCACCCGUGGCCCUUCCACACUUCCUUGGCUAUGUACUUAGAAUAGAACCUUUUCUAAAUUGUCCCUUGGCCUGGAUGGAAAUAAAAUGAUAGUUAAAAUA